Molecule: messenger RNA, 3669 nt
Organism: Ochlerotatus camptorhynchus
Lineage: Eukaryota; Metazoa; Arthropoda; Insecta; Diptera; Culicidae
Exons: 5
Coding region: 913-3363 (816 amino acids)
Source: RefSeq, a predicted model, not a curated record
CGCGCGCGUGGUUGGCUUGACUUGACUUGGAUCGGCUGGUUUGGAGUCUUCAGCACUGGCUUGCAAAGAGUGUUGCUCUCCGUGGGUUCGGAACUCGUGAACCCACCGGUUGUGUAGUGUGUGAUCAUCAUUGUACGCGCGCGCACCCGUAUGCCACCAUGUUGUGGUACAAGUUGGUUGUUUCGUAAUUUGCAAUCUUUGUUUUUGUCUCGUUAAAGUUGCUCAUCUUCGCGCGAAGUUUUAAGCAGAGCGGGUGGCUUUUCGUGGUUUCGUUAGCCGUUUAUUCGGUGGAUGAUUAAUUGUACAAGUGCAAAACACUCACCGGUCGUGAGCCGUUAAUUGCGGUGCAUAUUUGGGGUAUAGAGCAGUAAUUGGCCGGUUCUGUGUUUUAUUAUGUCAAUAUUAAUGGCUGCAACGCUCCUUUCUUCGUCGGCAGUGGGAAUUCCCAUGAUUUGAUUUUGGUGAGCAAAAAUAUCGACGAUGACGGUGACGAAAACUUUCAACACUAUCACAUCACCAAAGUGGACCACUCGGAUUGACCUUCUAUGAUAGUAGCAGCCGGCCAUUUUCGGUCAACAAUAAUAGCCUAUUGAAUUCGGAUUGUUUCGACAGAUACGGUGGAACAGUAGGUGGUAUGGAAAAAAGAAACGGUGACGUAAAAGUAAUUAUGGAAAACUUACCGAUAUUAUAAUAAUUAAAAUACGCAACUUCAAGCUUCUUGUGAUCAACAAACUGUCGGACCACAAACAGCUUGAUACAUUACGCUCUACUCAAUACCUACAACCAGCAUUUGUGACCUUCGAUUCGUGACGCAAUGUCCGAGUCUUCGAUGAGCUUUCAUCGAAGAAAACUGAUACAACUCAUUCAACCCCUGUCCAGCGAAGUUCUUCGGAACCACAAGCCCAAUUAACGAUGUCAGGGUGGAGCGAUAAACGAACCUCAACGCAGAACUCGGACGAAAUUGGGAGAAGUGCCCUGUCCGAGAUCGAUCUCAAGUCACCGGAUCUGUCGGCCAGUGAUAACAAUUCAUCUUCAAAUUCCAGCAAGUUUCCGCUGCGCCGCAUCGGGGACUUGUUCCGGAGCAAGCUACGGAGCUCGGGUAGCUACUCGAUCCGAGCGAUCAACGAAAGUGUACCGCAGGAAUGCAAGAUUGCGGAUAGUACCGUACAGGAUGUAGAGCAGGUGUCUAGUCCGGUGAAGAAACCGGAACGACCGGUACAGGAUGUGACGGCGACGGUGGCGGCGGUAGUUGUGAAUGAAAAACCUACCCGAAGCGGGAGCACCGUAGUUGGUGCCACCAGCAGCGGCGGGACGGCUUUGCGUGCGCGGAGAAUGUCUACCCUGAACCGGACGAUUCAGCGACAGAAAAGUUUAAUCGCCAGCAUCAACAGUGAGAAGGGGCAAACCGCGCAAACGGUGAAUGGUAACGCCGCGUCGUCCAGCAAUGGCCACAAGCGUCAGUCCGUCAGCAGCCAGGACACUGCCGGUGACAUCGAAUCAGACGUGGUUGUGGGUGAAUCCGGUGGCCGUGAGCGUAUAAAUUCGACGUCCCACUAUUCGACUGAGAAGAGCGGUUCCUCGGGCUACUACAGUACAAAUAUUUACUUUGCCGGAGGUUCGGUGGUGGACGAUCACAUCUACUACGAACCGGUUGUGGACCGUGCUCGGAAGCCUCCGGCGGAAACUGGAAACAAACCCACCGGAGCAACCAUCGGUAAGAAGGAAGGCAUUUUGAAGAAUAGUAACAAGUCUCAGGACGCCAACAAGGCGGCGCAAAAGAAUGGUAGAACACUAGAAAAGUACUACUAUCCGGCAACCCUGGAGAACGUAGCAAAUGACGUGUCAGUUAUGCGCGCAAAACCAACGAGCAAUGAGAAACUUACCGAUAUCACAGAGGGUCCGGAUGGGCCAAUACCUCGGCCUAUCUGGCCGCUCGAUGUCGACGAUUCGCUGGCUGAUAUUAAUCUGGAGGCGUUCAAAAUGCGAAACAACAGCCAACAGAACUUGAUCGGGUUCGAAAGUCCGGCAUCGUCCAACUCUGACAAUGAAAUCUAUUCGGUUAGCAAGAAAACUUUGGAUGAUACAGCGAAGAAGAAAUCGCAGUCACAAUAUGAAGAAUAUCUGGAAUUUCACAACACACGCAACAUCUUGGAGCAAAUCCGUGGCAAAUUGAACACACUGCUGGAACAGCGAACUGAGGGUCAGAAUCAUUCCGGUACCAGCCAUGGUCUUACACAGGCCGAGGUCGAGCUGGAGGAAAAGAUAACUAACCUGAAGUCCGACCUAGAAGGUUACCUACAAUCAAUGAACCAGAAGAAUGAGAACGAAAUCAAACUCUUCUGUAAGGGAAUGUCCAAGGAUGCCAAGGUGGUCGCCGUGCAAAACGCAGUUGAACAGCGCAAUCGUUCGCGUAGUUCAUCGGUCAACUUUGAAAACGACUACGAAGUUCUCGAAAACCAGAAGGCACUCGAUCAAACAUUCUAUCCUACCAUAUCCCAGAGGACCCUCUCGAGAUAUCCGAAUCCUGGUGAUCAACCGUCACUGUUCGAAACGGUAUACGUUCGCGAUGGCUUCAACGUUCGUCAACUUAAUCGGCAGGCACCGAACCCAUUCGCACAGGAAGCUCGCUCGACGCAGAUGCUGCAGAACCAGCGAUCGAUCAACUAUCCACCGCAUCCGAAGCAGCUUCAGCAACAACAGCAGCUGCGCUACCUAAGCAAUGCGGAAAUUAAUGCUCUGGGUAGUUACGAGGCUUGUGAGCGAAGGCCGAGCAAGGUUUCGAUAGAAAUACCGGAAGAUUUAGGAAGCAAAAGUGCACACGUAGUGGUAGACGGUGGUGUUGGGAUGGGAUUCGCCCACGACGGAAACAUCCUGAUGGAUGGCCGUGCUAGGCGUAAGUCAGAAUUAAGCAAUAGCAAUAAUGUAGGCAAAAGUGGUGAUGUGAGUGAUUUUACGUUGCAACGGGUGAUUCUGAUGGAAAGUUUGGGCAAGAAUGGCAAGAUGUUCGGUGAUAAGGAGAAGAUGUUGCUCGAGUACCACUUGAAUAAGCCGAGCUACUGGGAGCUGUACUACGGUGCCAAUCGGGAGGAGCACAAACCGCACCACACGCUGAUACGGAAGGUGAAAAUUGGAGGGAAGAAUGCCAUCUCGGUUUCCUAUCCCUCAACCCGUCCGGAGUCGGAUUUCACGCUGGAUUUGCCCCGGGCCGAGCAGCUACGGGUCAAGAUGAAGAAGGAGAAACAGUUCCGCAAUCGGUGCCGGUGGUUCUUCUACUUUCUGAGUGUGGUGUUCUUUCUGCUGUCGGUGAUGGUGGUCAGUUUGGUGCUGACCCGCGGAAGGCGGAUGUUUGGCAGCAUGAUUUGACACUGCAUAUGUGUGUGUGUGUGGACAUCCGGGGGAGGGGUGGGGGGGGGCGAUUCCUACGAUGCUGGACAUUUCAUUUGAAUCGAUUGGAGUACAGAUGGGGAUAUUGAUUUAUUGCAUUUUUUACAAAGAGAUUCAUGCUUAUUUAUGUUAUUCAUUUUACAAUGUGAAGAUUUUUCAAUGUGUAUUUAUUUGCAGAGGUAUUGAUCAUUCAUAGAGAAAGAAAAUUGUUUGUCUUCUACCGAUGUUUUUGGUUUUUUGAAAUAAGACUACAGAGAUGCGUAAAAAGUUGGAUACCGUGUCAGC